Molecule: messenger RNA, 2510 nt
Organism: Macrobrachium nipponense
Lineage: Eukaryota; Metazoa; Arthropoda; Malacostraca; Decapoda; Palaemonidae
Gene: Cog2
Product: conserved oligomeric Golgi complex subunit 2-like
Exons: 13
Coding region: 119-2365 (748 amino acids)
Biological process (GO): intra-Golgi vesicle-mediated transport; protein transport; Golgi organization
Cellular component (GO): COG complex; membrane
Source: RefSeq, a predicted model, not a curated record
UAGAAUUGAUCAGUCAUCUUUUCGGUUUGAUAGAACAACAACAACAAUAGAUGACAGAUUGAGUGCAAAUAGUAUAUUCACCAAGUCAGGACCCACAAAAUUGUUUGGGGCAGUGACGAUGGAUCCCGUGCAUGUGCAGCUCUAUGGCACAUCGUCGCUUUGCUUCGAUAAAGAUGAGUUUAUGAAGGAUGAUUUCACCGUUGAUAGGUUUGUUCGCGUUCACCAAGCAACUGGUAGCGGUGGCCUUGAGAGCCUGCGAGAUGAUUUGGGUGUAUACUUGAAAAUUUUAAGAUCAGCAAUGAUAGAACUCAUAAACAGGGAUUAUGCUGACUUUGUGAAUCUUUCAACAAAUCUCACUGGAUUGGAUAGACUGAUAGAAGCCUUGAAAGUUCCUCUAGGCCAGUUACGGGAAGAAGUUCUGAAUGUGGAAAAACUUAUUGAUGAUGCUAUUUCAUCAACAUCAAAAGACCUUGAAAAACGUCAGACAUAUAUGAAGCAAAAGGCAAUAUUGCACAGACUCACACAAAUAUCAAAUAGAUUGGAAAGACUUGAAGUUUUGUUGAAGUCAGGUGGGAAAGACUCAGAAUAUGCAAGAGUUUGUUUAAAUAAGGAUAAAGAAGGGCAGGAUGCAAGUAAUUCUGGAGAGGGAGAUCUGGUUGAUCGUUUGGCAGCUGAAAUUAAUCAUCUGAAUUUCUUGGUAUCUCAUUGCGAAGGUGCUGCGCUGUUAAGCAUUUUCAAACCAAGAGUUGCUGAAGUGUGUCAGUUUGUUGAACAUGGUCUUGAGCGUGGUCUACGUGAGGGUGUUCUCAACAAAGAUCUUCACAUUCUAAGGCGAACAUUACAGACAUAUGCUAGCUUGGGCAGUGUUAAUCAUGCUCACCAGAUUGUCAAGGAACUCAUAAGAAAAGGACUUGAGGAUGUCAUCAGUGAUGCUGCCCUUCGUUCUGAUCCAAGAGGUCUCCCAGGAAUGUAUUCUAAUUGUUUGAAAGCUGUUGGAAAUAUAUGCCAACCUCUUUUAAUGGUCACUUCUGGUAGCGGAUCUGAUGUUGUGACAGGGUACAGUUUCUUAGAGCGUGCUGCAUGGCCAGAAAUUGUGACAGCCUUAGAAACAGGAACUCCUCACAUUUUCAAUCCUGGCAACCCUGCAUAUUUCCAUCAGAGAUACCUUGAAACCAUUGAGUUCAUGGAGUCAUUUGAAAAACUUCUAGGGACCAAAGAGAAGAUUUUAGCUUUUCGUGGUAUGAUGGAAUACAAAAGUUUCAUGGAGCACUGGAAUUUACCUGUGUAUUUCCAGAUCAGGUACCAGGAGAUUGGACAGGUUGUAGAAUGUAGCUUAAAUCAGGGAGAUGGUGAUUUAUGUGCCUUACCAGUCAAUUAUGAAGGGGAAUUUAGGCUCAAUGCAACUCAAGUAGUGUGGGACAGUCUGCUUAAAUGUUACUCCUCAGAAGUAUUUCUGCCACCUCUAUUACAUCGAUUUUGGAAGCUCACAUUGCUGAUUUUAGCUCGUUAUCGUACUUGGGUUCUUACUACAACUAAUAAAAUGAAAGGCAAGAUUCAAAGCACCUCUGCAAAAAUUGUUAAAAGUCAGCCACAGGUGCCUAUAUCAGCCCAGAGUCAAGAAACCAGUGGUGGUGGAGCGAAAGCAUUGAACAAAACUCCAAACAAACCUCAGAGUCCUCGAAAUGCUGGAGUGUACCUAGUGCACGAUCUUCAAAAACUUGCACAGAUGGUUUCUACGCUGUACGAGUAUUCAAUUCAGCUCCAUGUGAAACAUCUCCAUCCUGAUAAGAUAGAUCAUAUUAAAGAUGAAUUAUGUGAACAAAGCCAGAAACUCAGAGGUCUAAUAGAUGUGGUUGGUGAAGUCAUUGUGGAAGAUUUGAUCAAAACUACUGGUGGCUCACUACAUCAGGUCGGUGACACACCUCGUUUGUAUCGUCAUACAAAUCGUGCCCCUCCUAGUACACAUCAGCCUUAUAUAGCAACAGCAGCUACUGUCCUAAGUACCUUCUCAAGUGACAGCACAGGGAAAGUGGAUAUGAAACUCCUUCUUAAGUGGUUAACAUCUGCUUCAGUUAAUCUUUCUCAGCAGUACAAAACCGUGACCUACGAUGUUCUAAGCUCAGUUCACAAGAUGGAAGAAAGUCUUAAGAGACUGAAACGUGCUCGUGACAAAGGAGCUCAAGGGGGCUCAGAUGCAGGUGGUGGACUUUCAGACGAUGACAAGAUCAGGAGACAAAUUUGUCUUGAUGUAGAAUUCUUUGGUAGUCAGCUGCAAAGUUUACAAAUAAAUGUGGAGUCAGUGGAAGCCUUUGGUAGCCUGUUGGUAAUGGUUACAAAUGCACGUGAUGGCAAGUUUGUACCUUGAAGAUCAAGAUUCAGCUGUGGUAAAGAAGGCUAAGUAAUUUUUUAGACAGAUUUUUUUUAUAGCACUUGAGUGAUAUAUCUUAUAUUUUUAAAUUAUUAUUGUUUGUUUGCUGUUAAUGAAGAUAGAAAUUAUACAGUGAUACUGC